Molecule: messenger RNA, 1522 nt
Organism: Ceraceosorus guamensis
Lineage: Eukaryota; Fungi; Basidiomycota; Exobasidiomycetes; Ceraceosorales; Ceraceosoraceae
Product: mitochondrial carrier
Exons: 6
Coding region: 267-1202 (311 amino acids)
Biological process (GO): carnitine transmembrane transport; mitochondrial transport
Cellular component (GO): mitochondrial envelope
Molecular function (GO): O-acyl-L-carnitine transmembrane transporter activity
Source: RefSeq, a predicted model, not a curated record
AUGAUUGGUCGAGUCGCGAGUCUGAGUUUUGCGGGGUUGGCAUUCACAUGGAUUCGUGAUUGGCUGGACAGGAGUGAAGGGAGGGGGCGCAUACAUGCGCUUUUGUCUUGAGAAGGGCGGGCAGGCAGCGCGAGUUUGAUCUUGAUCUCCCACCACCACCUCGCAUUAUCCCCACCUUUGUCAUACCCUCUUUCUCUCCAUAGCUCCCAACGCAACUGCAUCGGCGUGUCACACUCCUUGCUCAAACUCGAACGAUUCCAAGCAAAAUGGCAGAAGAUCAAACAGCCGCAGCAAUCAAGGAUGAGCAGCUAGCAGAGAAGAAGGGAGCAUCAUCCGCCAUCAAGUCAUUCUUGUCUGGCGGGUUUGGAGGCGUAUCAGCCGUGUUGGUAGGACAUCCUUUUGACCUGACAAAGACGCGUCUUCAGACGGCCGCCGAAGGCACCUACACGGGAGGCUUGGAUGUGGUGCGAAAGACGAUCAAGGCGGAUGGGGUCAAGGGAAUGUACAGAGGAAUGGGUCCUCCCCUCGUAGGUGUCACGCCCAUCUUUGCCAUCAGCUUUUUCAGCUACGAUUUGGGCAAGAAGAUAGUCUAUGGACUCACACCCGAUAGAAAAGAUCCCAAAUUGGGUUUGGGAGAAUUGGCUUUUGCUGGCUUCUUUAGUGCUGUACCCACCACCCUCGUUGCUGGACCGGCUGAGCGUGUCAAGGUGCUCUUGCAGCUUCAAGGUCAAUCGGGAUCAUCAGGUCCUACUUACAACGGACCCGUAGAUGUGGUGCGCCAACUUUACAAGGAAGGAGGUUUGAAGAGCGUCUUUAGAGGCACAGCAGCCACCCUGGCUCGCGAUGGACCUGGUUCUGCUGCCUACUUUUGCGCUUAUGAGACCAUCAAGGCUGGUCUGACGCCUAAGGGCCAGGACCCUAGUCAGCUCAACCUGCUCAAUGUUCUCACGGCUGGUGGCUUGGCUGGUAUGAGCAUGUGGCUCGUCGCGAUCCCUCCCGACGUGGUCAAGUCUCGUUACCAAGGAGCGCCUCACGGUACUUACAACAGCUUCAUAGAUUGCGCGAGACAAACGAUCGCAAAGGACGGAGUCAAGGCGCUUUUCAAGGGUGCUGGACCCGCCAUGCUGCGCGCUUUCCCUGCCAACGCCGCCACUUUCCUCGGCGUCGAAGUUUCUCUCAAAGCCAUGAACAACCUCUUCUGAUCCGCCGGGGCAAAAUCCAAUCAGCUCAAGCACACAUGUCCUUCCCCAAUCGAUUGGGCGGCCCAUCUUUAUGCUUUUCCCGCAUACUUGCGAGUUUUGUUUACGGUCAUAUGCGCUGCUUUUCUCGCAGAUGCUUGAUGAGGAUUCGAUGUUCGCUUUCAUGUGCGGGCAUGAGAUGGAUUUGGGGGCGCAUGGAAAGCGGGCAAGACGAGUCGACUUUCGAUCGGGAGUCGAUCGUGUGAGGCUCGAAUCGUACGACGUUCAUCAUUUAUGACGCACGAUGCAAAAUAGAGAUGGAUAGCAAAUCUUGAGGGUACCAA